Messenger RNA from Closterium sp. NIES-65, 4161 nucleotides. The record is from the annotation of a GenBank genome assembly. NCBI's taxonomy places the organism in Eukaryota, Viridiplantae, Streptophyta, Zygnematophyceae, Desmidiales, Closteriaceae.
AUGCAUAAGAAGAUAAGAAAGAAGGUAGCCGCCUCUGCGAUCGUCGCAGUUCGCCGCCAGCACACCACUGCGUUCGCGGAAUCGCUGGGCCUCCUGGGCUGCUGGCGAAGAGCAGCGCGCGGCGCGCGCACGGCGCAUGGUGGUGCGCGCGGCGGUGUUCGAACAGCUGAGCUGGAGCCUGUAGCAGGUGUGGACAAGGCUGUGCUCGCAAGGUGCGCAUCGGAGCGCGUGUCCGGAGCGCACUGCUUUGCGGCUCCAAUUCGGAAUGCCACAAGCAUCCCCCACCGCCCCUCCCCUACUGGCGCCGUAGUUGAGUCUGGCGGUGGUGCGGCGGUUUGUGUGCGAGAUGACGGAGAGGGCGGUGGGUGUGGAGGUGACGGAGAGGGCGGUGGGCGUGGAGGUGACGGAGAGGGCGGUGGGCGUAGAAGUGACGGAGAGGGCGGUGGGCGUGGAGGUGGCGGAGAGGGCAGUGGGCGUGGAGGUGACGGAGAGGGCGGUGGGCGUGGAGGUGACGGAAAGGGCGGUGGGCGUGGAGGUGACGGAGAGGGAGGUGGGCGAGGAGGUGACGCAGAGAGGGGUGGGCGAGGAGGAGACGGAGAGGACGGUGGGCGUGGAGGUGACGGAGAGGGCGGUGGGCGUGGAGGUGACGGAGAGGGCGGUGGGCGUGGAGGUGACGGAGAGGGUGGUGGGCGUGGAGGUGACGGAGAGGGCGGUGGGCGUGGAGGUGACGGAGAGGGCGGUGGGCGUGGAGGUGACGUAGAGGGCCGUGGGCGUGGAGGUGACGGAGAGGGCGGUGGGCGUGGAGCUCUCACCGUGUCCUUCCUUCACCCCGCCCCAUUCUCCCGCUUUCCAUCACCCCGCCCCAUUCUCCCGCUUUCCAUCACCCCGCACCAUUCUCCCUCCUUCCAUCAACCCGCCCCAUUCUCCCUCCUUCCAUCGCCCUGUCUCAUUCUCCCACUUUCUAUCACCCUGCCCCAUUCUCCCGCUUUCAAUCACCCCGCCCUAUUCCCCCUCUUUCCAUCACCCCGCCCCAUUCUCCCUCUUUCCAUCACCUCGCCCCAUUCUCCCUCUUUCCAUCACCCCGCCCCAUUCUCCCGCUUUCCAUCACCCCGCCCCAUUCUCCCUCUUUCCAUCACCUCGCCCUAUUCUCCCUCUUUCCAUCACCCCACCCCAUUCUCCCACUUUCCAUCACCCCGCCCCAUUCUCCCGUUUUCCAGCACUCCGCCCCAUUCUCCCUCUUUCCAUCAACCCGCCUCAUUCUCCUGCUUUUCAGCACCCCGCCCCAUUCUCCCACUUUCCAUCACCCCGCCCCAUUCUCCUGCUUUCCAUCACCCCGCCCCAUUCUCCCGCUUUCCAUCACCUCGCCCCAUUCCCCUGCUUUCCAUCACCCUGCCCCAUUCUCCCGCUUUCCAUCACCCCGCCCCAUUCUCCCGCUUUCCAUCACCCUGCCCCAUUCUCCCGCUUUCCAUCACCCCGCCCCAUUCUCCCGCUUUCCAUCACCCCGCCCCUUCUCCCGCUUACCACUACCCCGCCCCAUUCCCCCGCUUUCCAUCACCUCGCCGUAUUCUCCUGCUUUACAUCACCCCGCCCCAUUCUCCCGCCUUCCAUCACCCCGCCCCAUUCUCCCGCUUUCCACCACCCCGCCCCAUUCUCCCUCUUUCCAUCACCCUGCCCCAUUCUCCCGCUUUCCAUCACCCCGCCCCAUUCUCCCGCUUUCCACCACGCCGCCCCAUUCUCCCUCCUUCUAUUACCCCGCCCCAUUCGCCCGCUUUCCAUGACCCCGCCCCAUUCUCCCGCUUUCCAUCACCCCGCCCCAUUCUCCCGCCUUCCAUCACCCCGCCCCAUUCUCCAAUUUUCCAUCACCCCGCCCCUUCUCCCACUUUCCAUCACCCCGCCCCAUUCUCCCGCUUUCCAUCACCCGGCUCCAUUGUUCCGCGUUCCAUCACCCCGCCCCUUUCUCCCUCCUAUCAUCACCCCGCCCCAUUCUCCCGCUUUCCAUCACCCCGCUCCAUUCUACCGAUUUCCAUCACCCCGCCCCAUUCUCCCGCAUUCCGUCCCCCCGCCCAAUUCUCCCACUUUCCAUCACCCUGCCCCGUUCUCCCUCCUUCCAUCACCCUACCCCAUUCUCCCUCCUUCCAUUACCCCGCCCCAUUCUCCCUCCUUCCAUCACCCUACCCCAUUCUCCCUCCUUCCAUCACCCCGCCCCAUUCUCCCGCUUUCCAUCACCUCGCCCCAUUCUCCCGCUUUCCAUCACCCCGCCCCAUUCUCCCGCUUUCCAUCACCCCGCCCCAUUCCCCAGCUUUCCAUUACCCCGCCCCAUUCCCCCGCUUUCCAUCACCCCGCCCCAUUCUCCCGCUUACCACCACCCCGCCCCAUUCCCCCGCUUUCCAUCUCCCCGCCCUAUUCUCCUGCUUUCCAUCACCCCGCCCCAUUCUCCCUCUUUCCAUCACCCCGCCCCAUUCUCCCGUUUUCCACCACCCCGCCCCAUUCUCCCUCUUUCCAUCACCCUGCCCCAUUCUCCCGCUUUCCGUCACCCCGCCCCAUUCUCCCGCUUUCUACCACCCCGUCCCAUUCUCCCUCCUUCCGUCACCACGCCCCCUUCUCCCGCUUUCCAUCACCCCACCCCAUUCUCCCGCUUUCCAUCACCCUGCCCCAUUCUCCCUUUUUCCAUCACCCCGCCCCAUUCUCUCGCUUUCCAUCACCCCGCCCCAUUCUGGCGCUUUCCAUCACCCCGCCACAUUCUCCUGCUUUCCAUCACCCCGCCCCAUUCUCCCGCUUUCCAUCACUCCGCCCCAUUCUCCCGCUUUCCAUCACCCCACCCCAUUCUCCCUCUUUCCAUCACCCCGCCCCAUUCUCCCUCCUUCCAUCACCCCGCCCCAUUCUCCCGCUUUCAAUCACCCCGCCCCAUUCUCCUACUUUCCAUCACCCCGCCUCAUUCUCUCCCGCUUUCCAUCACCCCGCCCCAUUCUCCCGCUUUCCAUCCCCAUUCUCCCGCUUUCCGUCACCCCGCCCCAUUCUCCUGCUUUCCAUCCCCAUUCUUCCACUUUCCAUCACCCCGCCCUAUUCUCCCACUUUCCAUCACCCCGCCCCAUUCUCCCGCUUUCUAUGACCCCGCCCCAUUCUCCCUCUUUCCAUCACCCCACCCCAUUCUCCCACUUUCCAUCACCCCGCCCCAUUCUCCCUCCUUCCAUCACCCCGCCCCAUUCUCCCUCCUUCCAUCACCCCGCCCCAUUCUCCCGUUUUCCAUCACCCUGCCCCAUUCUCCCGCUUUCCAUCACCCCGCCUCAUUCUCUCCCGCUUUCCAUCGCCCCGCCCCAUUCUCCCGCUUUCCAUCACCCCGCCUUAUUCUCCCGCUUUCCAUCACCCCGCCCCAUUCUCCCGCUUUCAAUCCCCAUUCUCCCGCUUUCCAUCCCCAUUCUUCCACUUUCCAUCACCCCGCCCCGUUCUCCCGCUUUCCAUCACCCCGCCCCAUUCUCUCGCUUUCCAUCACCCCGCCCCAUUCUCCCGCUUUCCAUGACCCCGCCCCAUUCUCCCGCUUUCCAUCACCCCACCCCAUUCUCCCGCUUUCCAUCACCCCACCCUAUUCUCCCGCUUUCCAUCACCCCGCCCCGUUCUCCCGAUCUCCAUCACCCCGCCCCAUUCUCCCGCUUUCCAUCACCCCGCCCCAUUCUUCCUCCUUCCAUCACCCCGCCCCAUUCUCCCGCUCCACAUCACCCCGCCCCAUUCUCCCGCUUUCCAUCACCCUGCCCUAUUCUACCGCUAUCCAUCAUUCCGCCCCAUUCUCUUGCUUUCCAUCACCCUGCGCCACUCAUCCGCUUUCUAUCACCCCGCCCCAUUCUCCCUCCUUACAUCACCCCACCCCAUUCUCCCGCUUUCCAUCACCCCGCCCCAUUUUUGCUUCCAUCACCCCGCCCCAUUCUCCCGCUUUCCAUCACCCCGCCCUAUUCUCCUGCUUUCCAUCACCCCACCCCAUUCUCCCGCUUUCCAUCACCCCGCCCCAUUCUCCCUCUUUCAUCACCCCGCCCCUUACUCCUGCUUUCCAUCACCGUGCCCCACUCUCCCUCUUUCCAUCAUGUGGCUGCGCUUGUCUGGUUCUAUUACCAAGCCAGCAAGGGCAUGGGAGGGUUGCAAGCAUCAUCGGUUGUCGGCGCUCGCGAAUGA